Volvox carteri f. nagariensis is the source of this 1845-nucleotide messenger RNA. RefSeq lists its product as uncharacterized. The transcript is spliced from 4 exons. NCBI's taxonomy places the organism in Eukaryota, Viridiplantae, Chlorophyta, Chlorophyceae, Chlamydomonadales, Volvocaceae. Bases 1 to 1593 code for a protein of 530 amino acids. The record is from RefSeq and is a predicted model, not a curated record.
AUGGCCGCGAUCGAUGUCACACUGGAGGACAUUCUGGACGAUGGAGAUGCCCGGGACCAGCGGACACGCAGUCCCAACGACGCGCCUGAAAUGGCGGCUCUCGCGAGGUGCCUCCACGAGGCGCUGGAUGGGGACGACGAACGGGUGGAUGCUGUGCGCCAGUUUGAAGAAGUUCUCGGCGGUGGUGCUGGCGGCAACGGCGGCGGUGGUGGAUACGGCAGUCGUGCCAGCAGGGGCAGAGGUGGCAAUAAUAACGCAAGGUGUCAGCUGCCGCCAAUCCAAUCAGGCGAGGUUUCGGAGGUGAGCGUGAUGGCGGCCUUGGCGGCGAUGGGGCUGUCAGCCAAGCCAGGCCUGCCGACGGCGCCGGAGGUGCCCGACGAGACCGGCGGCGGCGGGGGUGGCGGUGGCAAUGGUGUUAGCGGCGCCGCUGCCGCCGCACCCCCUAAUGAAGCUGCGGCUGCAGGCAGUGAUGAUGACGACGAGGAUGAUGAUGUAGCGGCAGCCGCAGCCGGCGGCGGUGCUCCAGCUGCUGCCGCCGGCGAAGAAGCCCCGAAGAAGCGGAAAACCCGCCGUGGCCGCCGUGGCCGCGGCAGCCGGCGGCAGUCGAAUGCGACGGCGGACGAGGCGAUGACCGCAGCAGUCGUGGCCGCUGCCACCGCUGGUGCAACUGCUAGCGAUGCAGGGAGCGGUGGUAACGGUGGCGGUGGCGCCAUCGCAGCGGCCGUUCCCCCAGCGGACCCAGCACCGCCAGUGGUGCCGCUUUUGCUUCCGCACCUCCGCGCCGUCGGUUCCGCCAGCGGCGGCGCCGACAGCAGCGACCCCAGCUUACUCACUGACGGCAGUAAGAAUGACGGCAGCGGCGGCGGUUCCAAGAUCCGCCGCGGCGGCCAGCCUGCACGGACCCGUCGCCAUGAGCGCCGUCGCGCCGCGCGGGUGCCCGACGAGACCGGCGGCGGCGGGGGUGGCGGUGGCAAUGGUGUUAGCGGCGCCGCUGCCGCCGCACCCCCUAAUGAAGCUGCGGCUGCAGGCAGUGAUGAUGACGGCGAGGAUGAUGAUGUAGCGGCAGCCGCAGCCGGCGGCGGUGCUCCAGCUGCUGCCGCCGGCGAAGAAGCCCCGAAGAAGCGGAAAACCCGCCGUGGCCGCCGCGGCCGCGGCAGCCGGCGGCAGUCGAAUGCGACGGCGGACGAGGCGAUGACCGCAGCAGUCGUGGCCGCUGCCACCGCUGGUGCAACUGCUAGCGAUGCAGGGAGCGGUGGUAACGGUGGCGGUGGCGCCAUCACAGCGGCCGUUCCUACAGCGGACCCAGCGCCGCCAGUGGUGCCGCUUUUGCUUCCGCACCUCCGCGCCGUCGGUUCCGCCAGCGGCGGCGCCGACAGCAGCGACCCCAGCUUACUCACUGACGGCAGUGAGAGUGAUGGCAGCGGCGGCGGUUCCAAGAUCCGCCGCGGCGGCCAGCCUGCACGGACCCGUCGCCAUGAGCGCCGUCGCGCCGCGCGGGCAGGCGGCUGGCAGAGGUUACGGCCUGACUUCUGCUCCCGGCCGACCCGGGUUCAAAUCCGCCUGCCGGCUCCUCGGGUGUUUGAGGAGUGUUGAAAUGGCCCCCCAUCACAUGGACGAUGUAGGACGUGAUAAAAUCAAUUUGCGAGCUAACCAGGAACUAAGUUGAUGCGCCGUUGAUCCGCUAGAUUUGGUUGGAUGCUGGUGGUGAGUUGCCGAACCCAACGAAUACAUUCUGAAGUCGGAUGGGGUGACGGAUUAGGGUGCCCCUCCAGCAGGGGAGAGCAGGGACUGCCCCGGGAAAGGGGGCCGCUGGCGAAGUUAACCACCCUGUAACAACAUACUUCC